GUUAAGCCAGUGACUGAGUGGUGCGGAAUUAUUAAAAUGCGUUGCAUAAGUCUGAAGGAAUAAACAAGUCCAUCGAAACAAGUGCCAGAGUGCCAGUUUUUCACCACUUUACCAAGAAGCUGGUUAUUUUCAAGGUAACUCUAUUAAGAUGCAGUGACCUUUCCUUGUCUUAAAUUCGUCCGUCUUUAGUCCUUUUAUAUCAAAGUGGUGCUGAAGCUUUUCGUCCAUUUGCAAGAAUUAAGUAUGUCACAAUGAUCGGAUACAAAGCUCUAGUUUUGUGUGUUUGUCUCAACUUUUCCCGAGCCUUCCAAUUCGACAACGUGCCUCUGGAUGAAGUUUUAUACAUUUUGAUCCCGACGCUAAAUUCGGAAAAUCCGCAAUGCCGAAAUCAUACUAUUUUUUAUGUCGAAGAAUUGAAAAAGUUGAGAUUGUGGGCUACGGAAAUGUUUGAUGCUUCGUCCAAAUUUCCUACUGGAAUUUUGUCAGGCUCGACUUACGAUUUUGGAAAUUUUGACGAAUGUAUCGAAGUGAGAGUACCUUUGACCGGGGAAAAAAUACAAGGAAGGUACUGUAUGGCCAAAUUUCAUAUCGCACCACCUGACUUUAAACAUGAAGAGCAAAAAUAUUCCCGAUUUUUUAACGGAGAUAAUUAUUUUAUUAACGCCUCUACGUGGGAGAAAAUGAUAGCGUUUUCGAAUAAGAGGUCUCGUAAUACUAGGAACGAAUUUUUCUUUUCCUAUUGCAUCCCAUCCUCUUGCAAUUACGGCGAUCUGGAAUCGUCGCUGAAACAAGUCACUGCAAAAUUGAAUUCCUUCAGUGAUUUCAAAGUCACGGCAAGUGUAAAUCCGCGGAAUUGUCAACUUAAACCUGAAUUCAAAUUCAGCAGUGCUGAUAUCGGCUUUAUAUGUGUGGUGUUCUUUUUUGUUCUUUUAGCAUGUAUAGCUACUUCUUACGAUUGGUUAAUAAAACUGGACGACUUGAAAAAAUAUCAACUUGAGGGAAAAAAACAUCAAAUUUUAAUGUCGUUCUCCCUAUGGUCAAAUUUGAAAAAAUUAAGUGGUGGAACUGUAAAUGAUGACGGGCUUCAGUGCAUUCAUGGCUUGAAAGUAAUUUCUAUGUUUCUUAUAAUCAUGGGACAUAGAAUUAUGUUUGGGAUUGGGUCACCGUUGAUAAAUCCCAGCUUCAUCGAAAAUAUGUACGGCCGAAUUGAAGCAACCGCCCUCCUAAACGGCCCUGUGAUAGUUGACACCUUUUUUAACAUUUCUGGAUUUUUAGUUUGUUAUUUAAUGCUAACCCAAUUAGAGAAACGAAAACGCGGUAUCAACUUUCUUUUCCUGUAUCUCCACAGAUUCAUAAGACUAACCCCAGCCUAUGCCAUGGUUCUUGCCUUCUACUGCACUCUUUUUGUAAAAGUGGGUUCCGGCCCUUUGUGGCUCGAAAGAGUUCAAGUAGAACAAGAACGUUGCAUUGCUAGUUGGUGGGCCAAUUUAUUUUAUUUAAAUAAUUACAUCAACAAGGAACACAUUUGUAUGUUCCAGUCGUGGUAUAUGACAUGCGAUAUGCACUUGUUUAUGCUUGCACCUAUCAUAAUUUGGAUAUUAAGAAAAAAACCUUUCCUAGGUCUUGUGACCUUAUUUACGCUUAUUGUAGCUUCAAUUUCUGUUGUUUUUGCCACCGUGUAUCUUAGCAAGGAAGAUGCAAUUUUAAUGCUUUACAUGAAGUUUUUGCGAGAUCCUGUUAUUAACAAUACGUUCAAAAACAUUUACAUUCCGACACAUAUGAGGGCUAGUCCUUACUUUGUCGGGAUGGUUACGGGAUACAUUAAAUAUAUUAUAAAGUCUCGGGAGUAUAAAAUACCCAAAUAUAUGGUUUACAUGGGAUGGGUUAUGAGUAUUUUCAUUAUUGAAGUCACUGUUUACUCCGCUUUUAUUUUCUACUUGCCGGAUAAGCCUUACGACCCCAUUAUUUCUGCAAUUUAUUCCGCUAUGCAUCACUUCACUUGGAGCAUUUGUAUCAGUUGGAUUAUUAUUGCUAUUUCGGAAGGACAUGGGGCUUGGGUUCAGCCAGUCUUAGAGUGGAAACCUAUGAUACUUCUCAGUCGAAUAACAUAUGCGGCCUUUCUUUGUCAUGGGGCUAUUCAGAUUUACACCGUUGGGAUUUUAAGGCACCCUAGUUAUGCCGGAGUAUUUCAUCUCAUGUUUUACACUGCUGGCGAUAUUACGUUAGCGUACAUUUUCGGCUUAUUUUUAAGCAUGCUAUUCGAGGCCCCCAUUCUAGGACUAGAGAAAAUUAUUUUAAACAGAGAAGACCCAAGUGACAAGGAAGAAAAAAGCAAAGUUUCAAAAGUUGUGACCCCAAAAAUCAAGAUAAUUAAUCAAUUUUAAAUUAAGCACAAAUUGUGAGUCUUGGUUGUACAAGACAAUUGUAAGUCUGAUUUUUGUGAUUAAUAAAUUAAUUUUAAGCAUU
Molecule: messenger RNA, 2466 nt
Organism: Tribolium madens (black flour beetle)
Lineage: Eukaryota; Metazoa; Arthropoda; Insecta; Coleoptera; Tenebrionidae
Product: nose resistant to fluoxetine protein 6-like
Exons: 14
Coding region: 252-2384 (710 amino acids)
Molecular function (GO): acyltransferase activity, transferring groups other than amino-acyl groups
Source: RefSeq, a predicted model, not a curated record